Molecule: messenger RNA, 1501 nt
Organism: Frieseomelitta varia
Lineage: Eukaryota; Metazoa; Arthropoda; Insecta; Hymenoptera; Apidae
Exons: 4
Coding region: 310-1383 (357 amino acids)
Source: RefSeq, a predicted model, not a curated record
UGCUUUUAAAAAAAAAAGUUCCUAAAAAUGCGGCGUCUGCUAGAGCACUUACAGUGUUUAGUUAUCGAAGAAAACGUAAUUUAAUCUAAUUUGUUAAAAAAUUUAAACUAUUAUUUUCACGAAAUGAACUUGUCGGACCUUUCUUUUGAUGGUUGUAUAACAGCAAUAUAUAUCGAUUAAAAUGAUAUGAUUUUAUAAAUGUCACUCAUGUCAUUGACGAUGUAUAACCUAUGUGUAAUGUUUCUAACGUAACGUAUUUACUUAAUUAUUGUCCAAAAAUUGGAAAUAUAUUUGAUUAAAUGAUGAGAGAUGCGUACCAAGGGCCUGCUACUGUUGCUUAUCUGCAUAGCAGGAAGCAGCAUCAUUUUCAUUGCUUUCAGCAAUCAACGACCUUCCAUACAAACUCUAGUUACAGAGACACACAAGCAGUUACGAAACUUCCAAGUAAAUGCUUCUGAAAAUUUGAAGGAUGUUGAAGAGAAACGCUUGGUAACAGAUUCCAAGUAUCUUGCAAUACUUGGUCUCGAUGGACAAACAAGCACAACACCUUUUAGUUUUAAAUCUCAAAAUGUGACUGUUGUAUCUCUUAUUAGACCUGGAAAUGAACAACACAUUUAUGGCUUUGUGAGAAAUAUCAGUCAUUUUUUGCCAAAUAACAGUAUUGUUAUAUAUAGUGUUGGAUUAAAUGAGGACUCUUUGCAAAGUAUUAGAAUAGCUUGUAAUUCUACAAAGUGUAAUGUGAUUCAUUUUGAUAUAAGUCUAUUUCCAGCCCAUGUUGAAGAUGAUAGGUUACAUGUUUAUAGACCUUUAGUUAUUCAGACAGCUUUAAACACAUUAGGAAAUAUAUUGUAUAUGGAUUCUAACAUGCGUUUGAAUUCUUCAGACAUUUCAAAGUAUCUUUUACCAAAAUCUGGAAUUUUAACUUGGCCUACAAGGCAUGCAAUUAGCUCUUUAACACAUCCAAAGAUGUAUGAGUAUUUCCAUGUUUCUGCAGAAAGCUUCUUUUUUCUUCCUUUAAUAAGAGCAUCACAUUUAGUAAUUAGAAAUGUUAAAGAAAUUAGAGAAAAAGUAAUGUUGCCAUGGGUUCAAUGCGCACUAACAAGAGAUUGUAUUUCUCCUAUUGGAGCUCAAUCAGCGGGUUGCCGAUUUAAUAAGAAACCACAGUACCGGUAUUCCGGUUGUCACGCAUAUGACGCUUCUGCACUGAACAUCGUACUCGGACUACAUUUUAACUUCGACGAUACAUAUUACGUACAUCAAGAGCGAGAAACGUACUUUAAUAAGAUACAACCAGAGGAAAUUACAGAAGAAUAUCUUAUGAUCACACGACAGAAUAAUGCGACUGAAUCGAAUUUAAGAAAUAUUAUAUCAAUCGAACGCUAAUUUUUCCGAGAUCACGAUUCGUUUUAAAUUACUAAUUAAGUGAUAUGUCGAUCAAGCACAAGUUAAUAUAAGAAUACAGAAAUAAUUUAAGGAACAAAUAAAGACUUCGGUGAAUAAA